Molecule: messenger RNA, 996 nt
Organism: Alligator sinensis (Chinese alligator)
Lineage: Eukaryota; Metazoa; Chordata; Crocodylia; Alligatoridae
Product: olfactory receptor 14J1-like
Exons: 4
Coding region: 1-996 (331 amino acids)
Biological process (GO): G protein-coupled receptor signaling pathway
Cellular component (GO): membrane
Molecular function (GO): olfactory receptor activity; G protein-coupled receptor activity; odorant binding
Source: RefSeq, a predicted model, not a curated record
AUGUCCAAUUGCACCACUGUGACAGAGUUCCUACUCCUGGGGUUCUCCGAUGCCCUGGAAUUGCAGAUCUUGCACUUGGCCAGUUUUCUAAUACUAUACCUGGCAGCCCUGAUUGGCAAUCUCCUUGUUAUCGUGCUCAUAGCCUUUGACAGCCACCUCCACACCCCGAUGUACUUCUUCCUCCUCAAUCUGUCCAUCCUAGACAUCGGAUCCAUCUCUGUCACUGUUCCCAAAUCCAUGGCCAAUUCCAUACUGAACACCAGGCUGAUUUCCUAUUCUGGAUGUGUCACCCAAGUUUUUUUUGUCGUCUUUUUCAUUGCAGCAGACAUUGCCAUCCUCACCUUCAUGGCUUAUGACCGAUACAUCGCCAUCUGCAAACCACUGCACUAUGCGACAGCAUCCCAAAAGGCACUGUGGAUGAUGACGUCCAAUUGCACCGCGGUGACUGAGUUCCUGCUCCUGGGGUUCUCCGAUGCCCUGGGAUUGCACAUCUUGCACUUGGCCACUUUUCUAACAAUAUACCUGGCAGCCCUGAUUGGCAAUCUCCUUGUUAUCACAGUCAUAGCUGUUGACAGCCACCUCCACACCCCGAUGUACUUCUUCUUCCUCAAUCUCUCCAUCCUCGACAUCGGAUCCAUCUCUGUCAUUGUCCCCAAAUCCAUGGCCAAUUCCAUACUGAACACCAGCACUGAUGUGAUUGCCUAUGUGAAGCCCACACCUGGGUCCCCAUCAGCUCUGGACCUCAUGGUGUCUGUUCUGUAUUCUGUGAUCCCACCAAUGAUGAAUCCGGUCAUCUACAGCAUGAGAAACAAGGACAUCAAAGCAUCUCUGUGGAACUGCACUGAUGUGAUUGCCUAUGUGAAGCCCACACCUGGGUCCCCAUCAGCUCUGGACCUCAUGGUGUCUGUUCUGUAUUCUGUGAUCCCACCAAUGAUGAAUCCGGUCAUCUACAGCAUGAGAAACAAGGACAUCAAAGCAUCUCUGUGGAACUGGUGA